UUAGAAUUUAUUUGUGAUAAACGUAUUAUUUGUAACUUAGUGAAGUGCUUGAGUGAUGUAUAAAAUAGUGCAAGUAGCCGGUGCUCCUAGAUCUUGUUUUCUUAUAUCCGGCGUCAGGCAUCUAUACGCACAAAGCCACAUUGUCGUUACCGAAUCAAAUCCAUAUAUUGCUGGUGGUGGUGGUGUUAAUUUAAGACAAGAACAGACGAUUCCAUCAGAACUUUUUUACCAAAAAGUAGGGAACCUUUAUGCCGUUAAUAACAACAAAACCAACAUUCUUCAGAGAAGCGGACAACCACAACAUGAGACCUUCUGUCGGCGCUAUGCAACAUUGGCUAACAAAAUGAAGAAAGAGAAACAAAAGAACUCACCUGCUGUGGCUGGUAAGAAAGAAUUAGAGCCAUUGCCAAGCUAUAUUGAGGAACGUAAUGCUCUUUGGGAAAAGUUAAAGGCAGAACGUGAGGCCGAAUUAGCAGCCAAGCCACGCACACCAAUAAAAGUAACACUCCCUGAUGGCAAACAAGUAGACGCCACCUCAUGGGAAACCACACCUUAUGAUGUUGCGAAGGGCAUCAGCCAGGGCUUGGCUGACAAUACAGUUGUAGCGAAAGUUAAUGGCGAAGUUUGGGACUUAGAUCGUGUACUUGAAGAGGAUUGUAAUUUACAGCUUCUGAAAUUCGAUGAUCCUGAAGGACAAGCCGUGUUUUGGCAUAGUUCAGCGCAUAUAAUGGGCGAAGCUAUGGAACGUAUUUAUGGUGGACAUUUGUGCUAUGGACCGCCUAUUGAUAAUGGCUUUUAUUAUGAUAUGCAUUUAGAGGGAGAAGGUAUUUCUACCAACGAUUUUCCUUGCAUAGAAGGUCUAGUAAAGAAAAUCGUGAAAGAAAAACAACCAUUCGAGCGUUUAGAGAUGAAAAAAGCUGACUUAUUAGAAAUGUUCAAGUACAAUGAAUUCAAAGUUCGCAUUUUGAAUGAAAAGGUUAAUACUGACUCCACAACUGUGUAUAAGUGUGGUUCACUUAUUGAUCUCUGCCGUGGUCCACAUGUACGACACACCGGCAAAGUUAAAGCAGUGAAAAUUACGAAAAACUCAUCUACCUAUUGGGAAGGCAAAGCUGACGCUGAAACUUUACAACGAGUUUAUGGUAUUUCAUUCCCCGAUCCCAAACAGUUGAAGGAAUGGGAAAAGAUACAAGAGGAAGCAGCAAAACGUGAUCAUCGCAAAAUUGGACGCGAACAAGAAUUGUUCUUCUUCCAUGAGUUGUCGCCAGGCUCGUGCUUCUUUCAACCUCGUGGCGCACACAUAUACAACACUUUAAUGAAUUUCAUGAAAGCAGAGUAUAGAAAGCGCGGUUUCCAGGAAGUCAUUUCACCGAAUAUAUAUAACUCAAAGCUAUGGAUGACUUCCGGUCAUUGGCAGCAUUAUGCCGAAAAUAUGUUCUCAUUUGAAGUAGAGAAAGAAAACUUUGCAUUGAAACCCAUGAAUUGUCCGGGUCAUUGCCUCAUUUUCGACAACCGCAACCGUUCGUGGCGAGAGUUGCCCCUUCGUAUGGCGGAUUUUGGCGUAUUGCAUCGUAAUGAACUCUCUGGUGCGCUAACUGGUCUCACACGUGUACGUCGUUUCCAACAAGAUGAUGCGCAUAUCUUCUGCGCACCGGAACAGAUUAAGAACGAGAUGAAGGGUUGUCUCGAUUUCAUACAUCAUGUUUACACCGUAUUCGGAUUCACUUUUAAUCUUGUGCUUUCUACACGUCCUGAAAAAUAUCUUGGUGAAUUAGAGCAAUGGAAUACCGCGGAGAAAGCACUUGCCGAAUCACUCGAUGAAUUUGGUCAACCAUGGAAAGAGAAUCCCGGUGAUGGCGCUUUCUAUGGGCCCAAAAUUGAUAUUACCAUUAUGGAUGCGCUUAAACGUGCACAUCAAUGUGCUACUAUCCAAUUGGAUUUCCAAUUGCCAGUGCGAUUUAAUUUGAACUACAUUGCUGACGAUGGCGAAAAGAAACGACCAGUCAUCAUACAUCGUGCUAUACUCGGUUCAGUGGAGCGUAUGAUUGCAAUUCUCACAGAAAAUUACGCUGGCAAAUGGCCAUUCUGGUUGUCACCACGACAAGUAAUGGUUGUUCCUGUUGGUCCACAAUUCGAUGAAUACGCACAAACGGUACGUGAUGAAUUGCACGCAGCUGGCUUUAUGGCAGAAGUAGAUACAGAUCAUGGUGAUACCUUGAAUAAGAAGAUACGUAAUGCUCAAUUGGCUCAGUUCAAUUUUAUUUUGGUCGUUGGUGAAAAGGAACGCUCGUCAAAUACCGUUAACGUGCGUACACGUGACAACAAGGUACAUGGCGAAGUCUCAGUAGACGAUUUGAAAACCAAGUUGAAUAAGAUACGUGACGAGUUUAUUACAAAUGAAGAUAGCUUCUAAAUAUGGCGAAAAUAAACGACAAGAUAUUCCACGGAGAGUUGGUUAACAAUUGAGGUUUAAUAAUUUAUUUUCCUUCUACUUAAAACGGUAAUGCAAAUAAAAUACAAAAUUGCUUCGGAAGUAAUUAUAGAACAUACAUUUGUCUAUUUUUUUCCAUUAUGCCUAAGAGGUAUAAUGUUAUGAAGAUAUGUAUAAUGGAUUUUUGUGAAAACAAACUCUGUAUUCAAUAAAAUAUUCUCCUCAAA
Molecule: messenger RNA, 2658 nt
Organism: Ceratitis capitata (Mediterranean fruit fly)
Lineage: Eukaryota; Metazoa; Arthropoda; Insecta; Diptera; Tephritidae
Gene: ThrRS
Product: threonine--tRNA ligase, cytoplasmic
Exons: 5
Coding region: 56-2413 (785 amino acids)
Biological process (GO): threonyl-tRNA aminoacylation
Cellular component (GO): cytoplasm
Molecular function (GO): threonine-tRNA ligase activity; ATP binding
Source: RefSeq, a predicted model, not a curated record